Molecule: messenger RNA, 867 nt
Organism: Mesorhabditis spiculigera
Lineage: Eukaryota; Metazoa; Nematoda; Chromadorea; Rhabditida; Rhabditidae
Source: the annotation of a GenBank genome assembly
AUGGCCCUUCUCUCGUUGACGGUUUACGACGAGCUGAGGCGAUGCUUUUUUGACGCGGGCCCCUCUAGCACAAAUGAGCCGGAGAUUGCGAAGCGGUUUUGUGCGGAAGCCAGUUUGGGUGACCUGUUGCGAUGGCGCCUCGUAUCUCGGGCAUUUUUGCGAGCUGCUGAUGAACGCUUGAGCCAAUAUCAUAAAGUUCACAUCAGGGUGUAUGAGGGACUCUACCACCUCCACAAGCAAAAAGUUAAGCCAACGAAGCCACUUGGAGAAGACGUCACCUGGCAUCCCUCAGCUUGCCUUUUACUUUGCGCUAUGGAUGCGCAAACUCUGGGGAUUGCUGUCGAUGCGAAGCCUUCUUGGAAGGACAUUUCUGCCCUUAUUAAACUACUCCAGUUCUUCCGCCAGUCCGUCCAAUUUGUUCAUAUGGACAGCCCGAUCAUUGAAUUGUUGUUGAAAGACCUAAACAAUCAAAAAGUAACGGAACUCCUCCGAUUACUCAACGAGUCUCGCCGUCCGGGAUGGAAAGUCCCGUACACGGAGCAUUGCGUAGCUUCCCGCUUCGAACCCCAUCCUCUCAUCGGCCCAUUCUUCCCCAGACUCAAGCAGUUCACCAUUACCAGCAAUCCAAAACAACUGAACGCCCUCUCGCGUUUGAUGAACUAUUCGAUUGCUGUGGAUCAGAUUUUUCAAAAGGAGAAGGUGGAUCUGGUGUGUCUACAGGUAAUUCUUGGAGAAUCUUGGUGCCGUUCGAAGCAGAGGUUGUUCCGACAUGUUAAUACUUUCAAAAAGUGGUCCGAAGCCAGUGAACUCGGCGUCCGUUACGUCCAACAGUUCCAAGGAGAUCAGAAAAAGCGAAAGCCAAAGCUC